AUGAUCUCGAUGCUAACUCGAACUGUCACGACCCCAAUCUCCAAACCAGCACUGCCACUAACUACCCGAAAUCAGGAUUUUGUUAUCCAAACCAAAAUCCUUGUCAAACCAUCAAACAUAUGCCACAUACUACACCACUGUGUUGUCAAGUAUACCCAUUUAUCCACGUCCACACUAACCCAUGGCACCAAAUCUGCUGCCUCUUCAAUCUCACAGAGUGAGCAAAAUAGGCAAAUGGAAAUAGCUACUCAGUCCCUUUCCUAUGCCAACCUUCCAAGGCUUCCAACCUUCUCUUCUUCUCUCUCUCCUCCCAUUUUUCACUCUAAAUCUUCUGUUGUUGCUUAUCAUUCUGUCACCUAUUUGGGUUUUGAUUGCUUACCCAGAAAGCUGAAACGCAGUGGAAGGCUACACAGGCAAUUUGGAGCUAUACGUGCUUCUGGUGGUGAAAGCACUUCAACAAAUGAUGCAGAAAGAUGGCUUCUUGAACCUGUGGGUGAUGGUGAUUCAAGGCACAUAGGUUUUAAAGUUCCAAUGCCAGAUGCAUUUGAAAUAACUUCUAGUGUGGUGACUGUUGGGCGUGUGCCUGAGAAAGCAGACUUGGUCAUUCCUGUAGCAACAGUAUCUGCUAUGCAUGCCCGCAUUCAGAAGAAGGAAGAAAUUCUUUUAGUCACAGAUUUGGACAGCACGAAUGGGACAUUCAUUGAUGACAGACGCCUUAGACCUGGUGUUGAUACCGCUGCAUCACCUGGAACUUGUAUUACAUUUGGCGAUACACAUCUAGCGAUGUUCCGGGUUUCAAAGCUUGAGAAUGCAAAGGUUUCUGCAGAAUCAGAGGGUCCUGAAUCUAAGGCGGAGAUUGGAGAUCCAAAUUCAGAAAGUAGAAGCUAAAAUCGUCAAUGUUUUUUUGAAACAAAAGAAGAACUGAAUAAAUGCAAAUUCCAUAGGAGUAAUAUGAGCUAAUAUUUCUGAGGUAGGGACUUGUGAGAAAGAUUGUACAUCUUUUGUGUGAAAACUGAUAGGGGUGUAUGGGGAUAGAAUGUUUGAGCAAGAGAAAAUCUGUUGCCAUUUGUUUUAUAACUUGGUUGUUCAGCAAAUAGUCUCUUUGUUGAUGCACAAUACCCCCAUUAUGGUGUAAGCUAUCUUGUGCUUUAUAUGGCCUGCAAGUUUAUUCCACAAUCAUAGCCACAAUGUUCACCCAAUCCUUCUCCUUUGAUCUGUCACAUUCCUACAUUUAAUCGGUGUUGUGGCUGGGGCAUUUCUACAAGAUCAUAUCAGUUGUGUACAAUGAAAUAUGUGUGAGAG
Messenger RNA from Ilex paraguariensis (yerba mate), 1302 nucleotides. Lineage: Eukaryota; Viridiplantae; Streptophyta; Magnoliopsida; Aquifoliales; Aquifoliaceae. The record is from the annotation of a GenBank genome assembly.